This is a messenger RNA of Cucurbita pepo subsp. pepo (vegetable marrow), 1239 nucleotides long. RefSeq lists its product as uncharacterized. The record is from RefSeq and is a predicted model, not a curated record. NCBI's taxonomy places the organism in Eukaryota, Viridiplantae, Streptophyta, Magnoliopsida, Cucurbitales, Cucurbitaceae.
UUAAAGCUAACUAAUUUCAGGAAAGGUUGUUGCAUUUCAAAUUCAAGAUCUUCUCUUCUAUCGCUUCUUAUUUUGAAUUCCCUUCCUCCAUUUCAAAAUCAAAAAACCCAUUUCAGUUCACAGAUUCCCAGAAAAUGGAUAGAACCAAAUCGUCUUCAAAAUCUCGCCCAUCCACCGCCGAUCUGCUCACCUGGCCAGAGGUUUCCUCGCCGGAAUCCUCCCCCGCUGUCUCUGCCUCCGCUUCUCGCUCCCAUCAGCCGUCCGAUAGAAUCAGCAAAGUGCUCCAAGGGGGGCAGCUCACGGAUGAAGAAGCUGAGAGUUUGUUGAAAAAGAAGAACUGUUCAGGGUAUAAAAUGAAGGAGAUGACCGGGAGUGGAAUUUUUGCAUCUAGUGGGGAAGGGGAAGCAUCAGAAACUGAUAGCAAAACUGGGCUGCGUAUGUAUCAGCAAUCUUUGAAUGGAAUGAGUCAAAUAUCUUUUGCUACUGAGGAGGGGAUGUCUACCAAAAAGCCUACUUCAAUUCCUGAAGUGGCUAAGCAACGUGAGUUGAGUGGGACAUUGCAGAGUGAAGCGGAUGAUAGGAAUAAGAAGCAGAUAUCAGAUGCUAAGAACAAGGAGCUAAGUGGACACGACAUCUUUGGAGCGCCUCUGGAAAUAACACCGCCGUCGUUGGCAGCUGCACGGAGCUUGGAAUUGAAAGAAAGCAAAGACAUGGGUGAACCAGCACCUCGCUCCGUGCGAGCAUCUGUAAGCAAAGACAUGGGUGAACCAGCACCUCGCACUGUGCGAACAUCUGUUAGAGUUUCACAUCCUGCUGGAGGUCAGAGUAACAUUAUGUUUGGGGAAGAACCAGUGAUCAAGACAGCUAAGAAACUCCACAACCAGAAGUUUCAAGAGUUAACUGGUAACGAUAUAUUUAAAGGAGACGCCCCACCGGGUUCGUCGGAGAAAUCGCUGAGCUCAGCCAAGCUUAGGGAGAUGAGCGGCAACGACAUAUUUGCUGAUGGGAAGGCGGAAUCAAGGGACUACUUUGGGGGGGUUCGUAAACCACCCGGUGGCGAAAGCACCAUUGCCUUGAUUUAGUUUUGGUUCCUAACUUGAUUUGAAUUGUUUGACAUUCUUGUCGUGUUGUGUUUCUACUUGAAUUUAUAAUGUUAUUUACUGAUCAAUUGCGCUCAAAGCCUUUUAAUGUUAACUUGGCUAGCUUAAGGUUGCUGGCUGCUGUCUGUUUUGCUUGAAA